AUGCGCUUUCCUGGCUUCAGGAGGCGUCUUGGCGUUCUUGCUGGCUUCCGCCCCAGGUGAGCUUCCGGCGCGGAGGUCACGGACAAAAUGGUGCCCCCGGUUCAGGUCUCUCCGCUCAUCAAGUUCGGCCGGUACUCCGCUCUGAUCCUCGGCAUGGCAUACGGCGCCAAGCGCUACAGUUACUUAAAACCCCGGGCAGAGGAGGAGAGAAGAAUAGCAGCGGAGGAAAAAAAGAGACUAGAUGAGUUGAAACGGAUUGAGAGAGAACUGGCAGAAGGUAUGGUUUUUAGCCCCUCCCAACACCCACGAGGUUUCUGGAAGUAGCUGCUGUUUAGUGGACCAGGGGCUACCUCAUCCCGUGACGCUUUUGUCCAGUGCUGCCCUCCGUAGAGCCUGUGGAGCAGGGGAAGCACACUACCCUUCUCUUGGGUGGCAUCUGCAAAUUCCCUUUCCUUUCAAGAGGCUACUGCUGAGCAGGCUCUCUGACCCCUCUCUGUUGACUUCCUGUAGAUUCCAGUCAGAUGGAGAAGGCAGUUGGGGAUGCAAGGGAUGGUUUUAGUGAUGAAGUUAGAUUCCCUUGGAAUUAGAUUGUGAAUUGUUUAAGAACUGAAGUCCCCCAUAAGGUGGCCCGAGUCUGUAUGAUGUGUAACAUGGUCUCCUUUCACUUUUCAGCUGAAGAUGUCAGCAUUUUCAAGUGAGGCGGCAGUGAUCUUGCUUUUCUCUUGUCGUUGAGGAUGAAUAAAGCUUCAUUGUGUGA
Messenger RNA from Rattus norvegicus (Norway rat), 757 nucleotides. NCBI's taxonomy places the organism in Eukaryota, Metazoa, Chordata, Mammalia, Rodentia, Muridae. The record is from RefSeq and is a predicted model, not a curated record.